Molecule: messenger RNA, 1825 nt
Organism: Theobroma cacao (cacao)
Lineage: Eukaryota; Viridiplantae; Streptophyta; Magnoliopsida; Malvales; Malvaceae
Product: Pectin lyase-like superfamily protein
Molecular function (GO): pectate lyase activity
Source: RefSeq, a predicted model, not a curated record
UUUCUCCCCUUUUAACUCCAUUAAAUGAAUCCAAAAGUCUACUACAAUGAUUAUAAAUCAAAGCGCACUUGAGCACAGUGUUAGAGUGAGUUAGAAAGUUGAGUGAGAGAAGGUACAGUGCAGUCAUCUUUUCCACUCAAUUUUUCUCCAAAAUGCAGCUCUCCAACUUCUAAUUCCAUGUUCAUUCUUAGAUUUUAGCAAAGCUAACCUUUCAAAUCACUUAAAAUCCCAGGAAAUAACCAACUUAUCACAGUACUGUUCUUCGGAAACAAUGUUGCCCAGCAACUACAUUGCCCUAUUCUUUCUCCUGAGCUCAUUUGCUCCACUUGGUAAAGCAACAUUCAACCUCACCUUUCCCACCCCACAUCCCAACCCUGAUGAAGUUGUUCAAGAUGUUCAAAGGAGAGUAAAUGCUUCCAUGUCAAGAAGGCAAACCCUCCAAAUUUCCCAAAAAGACCAAUCCAAUUGCCUAACUGGCAACCCCAUAGAUGACUGCUGGAAAUGUGACCCUGACUGGUCUAACAACCGUCAGCGGCUAGCGGACUGUGCCAUAGGGUUUGGCCAGUACGCCCUUGGAGGCAAAGGUGGUGAGUAUUACAUCGUGACAGAUUCAUCUGAUGAUGAUGCUGUUACUCCAAAGCCUGGAACUCUUAGAUAUGCUGUGAUUCAGACAGAGCCGCUAUGGAUUGUGUUCCCAAGUAACAUGCUCAUUAAGCUCAAGCAAGAGCUCAUAUUUAAUAGCUACAAGACUUUGGAUGGACGUGGGGCUAAUGUGCACAUUGUGGGUGGUGGGUGCAUUACUCUGCAGUAUAUCAGCAAUGUCAUUAUUCACAAUAUACACAUUCAUCACUGUGUUCAAUCAGGUGAGGCUAAUGUGCGGUCUAGCCCAACCCAUUAUGGCUGGCGAACAGAGUCAGACGGUGAUGGGAUCUCCAUCUUUGGCUCCAAGGACCUCUGGAUAGAUCAUUGCUCCCUGUCCCACUGCAAGGAUGGCCUGAUUGAUGCAGUGAUGGGAUCAACAGGGAUCACAAUAUCAAACAAUUUUUUCUCCCAUCACAAUGAGGUGAUGCUGUUGGGUCACAGCGAUGACUAUAAGCCUGACUCUGGCAUGCAAGUGACCAUUGCCUUUAAUCACUUCGGUGAAAAAUUGGUUCAAAGAAUGCCUAGAUGCAGACGAGGAUAUAUACAUGUGGUGAACAAUGAUUUCACGCAAUGGGAAAUGUAUGCCAUUGGAGGUAGUGGUAACCCUACCAUUAACAGCCAAGGGAAUCGUUACACUGCUCCUUCUAACUCUAAUGCCAAGGAGGUUACAAAACGGGUUGACACAGCAGAAGGAGAUUGGAGGGACUGGAAUUGGAGAUCGGAGGGUGAUAUAAUGGUCAAUGGAGCCUUCUUCGUGGCAUCAGGUGAAGGAGUUGAGGUCAAGUAUGAGAAAGCUUACAGCGUUGAGCCCAAAUCUGCUGUUCUCAUUGACCAGCUCACUAUGCACUCUGGUGUUCUCGGAGUUGGCGGCAGGGACAACAACUUGGGAAAGUGGAGCAGUGGAGCCAACGGUGGUGGAGCCGGUUUCAGCUCAGGCGAAGACGACGGCGACGACGACUACUCAGAUGAAAUGUCAGGAAGCAACGUGCCACUAUCACCACCCUUUUCUAACCGUGCCCUUUUCUCUCUUUUUAAUGCAAUGUCAAGCUUUUUAUUGUUGUACACUAUACCCCUAUCAUCCAUGUUAUAACAACAGGACAAGUUAAUGACUUUGUUUCCUUUUUGGUUCUACCAGCUUACAAAAAAAGGCUGGUGUUUGAUUAUCAGAAAUUAACUUCCAUCA